Messenger RNA from Durusdinium trenchii, 1587 nucleotides. The record is from the annotation of a GenBank genome assembly. NCBI's taxonomy places the organism in Eukaryota, Dinophyceae, Suessiales, Symbiodiniaceae.
AUGCUUGAACACUGCAACUACAUUCGACGGCAUGGCGUGCUACAGUUCCUCUCCAUUUAUCGCCGCAUGCAGCACCUGGAGAACGAUCCCUUCUUUUAUGGUGAUGAACUUGAGUACUCCCUGCUGAAGCUUAAUCCCAACAAAACUGUGCAACUGAGCCUGCGCGGGCCGGAAGUCAUGGACCGCCUCCGAGGGCAGGAGCAGGAGCCGGGAAAGCACGGGGAACGGCUGCGCUUGGCACCAAGAAUAUGGAAGCUGGAUGCUGGAGGGGACGCCCAAGCCAUGAGCCUGGUGGGCGUCGAGCAGAACAUGCGCCUCCGACGAGGGCGGCUGCUCUCCGCCCUCCACGCCGAUGAGGUGGCUCCCACCCUGGUGGCCUUUCCUCUCAUGGGCGUGGGCCCCUCCUUCGCCGCAACCUCCACCGAUUCCCGGAGCAUCGCAGAGUCUAGCUCGGUGCCGGACGAGGUGAUCAAUCCGCACCCACGCUUUGGCACCUUAACGGCGAACAUCCGGCAACGCCGGGGUAGCAAGGUGGACAUCCGCAUGCCGCUCUUCCAGGAUCUCAGGACGCCCGAGUUUGAGAGCACUGAGCAUCCAACCAUUGACAUGGACUGUAUGGCCUACGGGAUGGGAUGUUGCUGUUUGCAAGUGACCUUCCAAGCCAGCAACAUGAAGGAGUCCAGAUACUUGUACGACCAACUGGCAGUUUUGGCGCCCAUCAUGAUGGCCAUGACCGCUGCCACCCCCGUGUUGAAGGGUCGCCUGGCAGCGACCGACGCCCGCUGGAGCGUCAUCAGCCAAUCCGUGGACGAUCGCACGCCCGCGGAGCGCGGCUUGGAGCCGGGCGCUCCAGACCCGCGCAUGGCUGGGCAUGGUGUGCGCAGGCAGAGCAAGAGUCGCUAUGAUUCGAUCUCGUGCUACAUCCAUCCCUCAUCCCAAGCCUACAACGACAUCCCUUGUGAGAUCGAUGAGGAGAUCCGCGCACUCCUGGAAGAUGAGGGUGUUGACCAGGCCUUAGCUCAGCACAUCGCGCACCUCUUCACCCGCGAUCCCCUUGUGGCUUUUGAGGGCCUCAUCGAAGCGGACGACGAGAAAUCCACCGAUCACUUCGAGAGCGUCCAGUCCACCAACUGGCAGACGGUCCGUUGGAAGCCGCCUCCCGCCAAGGAAGGCUGUGCUCCUCACAUCGGCUGGCGCACGGAGUUCCGCUCCAUGGAGAUUCAACUCACUGAUUUUGAAAAUGCCGCCUUCACCGCUUUCAUGGUGCUCAUCGCACGCGCCAUUGUGGUCUUCAACCUGGAUUUCCUCACAGCUCUCUCUUUGGUCGACGCGAACAUGGCCAGAGCCCACACGGAAGACGCCGUCAGGACGCAGAAGUUCUGGUUCCGAAAGAGCGUGGAGAGCGAGGAGGAUGAGGUGUGUGAGAUGUCCAUGGAUGAGAUCAUGAGACUCGACCACGUCAUCAGACCUGAGAGCUUCAAACUACACGACUUGGAGUCCGGGGCAGGUGAAACUAUGUCGUACUAUAAUCCUUACACGCCUUACACCUUUGUUGAAUUGUGUACCUCUUUUGCAGAAUGCAGGUGA